This is a messenger RNA of Plasmodium coatneyi, 501 nucleotides long. RefSeq lists its product as uncharacterized. The record is from RefSeq and is a predicted model, not a curated record. Bases 1 to 501 code for a protein of 166 amino acids. Lineage: Eukaryota; Apicomplexa; Aconoidasida; Haemosporida; Plasmodiidae. Gene Ontology annotation, cellular component: cytoplasm; nucleus; TRAPP complex. The transcript has a single exon. Gene Ontology annotation, biological process: endoplasmic reticulum to Golgi vesicle-mediated transport.
AUGAGUCGAAACAGUGUGAGUGGCCCCGCCAUGACGUACCAGGUGUACGUCCUAGCAAUAAUAGGCAAAGGAGAUAUACCCUUAUACGAAGCAGACCUAUCCAUGAAUGGAAAGAAGGACAUUUCAGAACAUCUGGCACAGUUUAUAAUUCACCAGUCGUUGGAUUCUCUAGACGUCCUGGUAUGGAAGAGCACAAGUCUUUUUUUAAAAACAGUAGAUUCGUUUAACAGCUAUUCCGUGUCAGCAUACUGUACCACAGGACACAUAAAGUUUCUACUCCUUCACAAGAACAAAAAUGAGAUAAGCAGUGGGGGUAGUAGUACAGGUGGACCCGCCAUCUACGUCCCCUCAGAUGAAAACAUUCGAUCCUUCUUCGAGGUCGUUCACGAAAAUUACAUUAAGGUGUUAUUGAACCCAUUGUAUGAGCCCAACGGAAUAAUUACCAGUUCUCUGUUUGACCAGAAUGUACGCUUGGCGGCGAAGCGCUUCCUAUACGGUUGA